GCAUUUCUCUCCAGAGCCCCCCCUUUCACUCUUUCACUUGCUCUCACCCUGUCUAACUCUCUCCAUCUCUCUCCUACUCUCCUCUUUCCACACACACACGCACAUCUACACACACACGGUAUUGUCAACAAAGCUGGAGAACAAGGGACGUUGGGGGACCAGGGGAAUAGAGGUCCACGGAGGAGGCGAGUAACACACACAGGACCCCCUCAUCAUUUCAUCUGGACGCUUGGAGGUACGAUUUGGAGGAUUGAAGAAGGGAGAGAGGAGCCAAGGUGCCAGUAAACAGGGUCAAACACGCACGCAGGACGGGACUCUUUUAUUUCUCUUCAUGGUGGUUUGGACACUCGUAUUAUGUAUGAGAAGUUAACCAUGCUGAACCUACAGAGCAGCUCUAACUGGAGUGGGCCUAACAACUGGUACCAUGAUCCCACCGCCAUCCAGACGCAACAUAGCACAGUGUCUGAGGGAUGUCUGCUGGACACGGAGGGCAGCAUGGGAGCCGAGGCAGGGGGGGGUGGAGCGGGCAGGGUAGGAGGAGGAGUCCCCGUGGAGCGGGAUGAGGGCGAGGAGUCUCAGCUGAGGCUGCAGCUCAAGAGGAAGCUGCAGAGGAACAGGACCAGCUUUACGCAGGAGCAGAUCGAGGCUCUGGAGAAAGAGUUUGAAAGGACGCAUUACCCAGAUGUUUUUGCAAGGGAGAGAUUAGCGAACAAGAUCGAUUUACCUGAGGCCAGGAUACAGGUGUGGUUUUCAAACCGAAGAGCCAAGUGGAGGAGAGAGGAGAAGCUGCGCAAUCAGCGGAGGUCAGGCGGUGUGACUUCUUGCUCGCAGAGCCAAGCCCCCCUGAGCACUUCCUUCAACACGUCUGUCUAUCAUCAGCAGCACAGCAGCAGUUCAGGGUCCAUGUUGAGUCAGGCUGAGUCGUCCCUGCCCAGCUACAGCUCCCUGUCAGUUUUCUCAUCUGGAGUCCAGUCAAUUCCUCCCCAGUCGGCCUCCUCCUACUCCUGCAUGUUACCUCCAUCUCCUUCUGCACCACGCAGCUUUGACUCAUCAGCGUACUCCUCCCCUCAUCUGCAGUCUCCACCCUCGGCCAACUCCAACACGGGGCUCAUAUCGCCUGGGGUGUCAGUGCCAGUCCAGGUCCCAGGAACUGAGCCGCAGAGCAUGAGUCAGAGCCUGGGUCAGUACUGGGCCAGAUUACAGUGAACAACAGACAAUCGUUGCCAAUCAGCACGACGAGAGAAGAAGAAGGAAAAAAAGGGCAUGUAAAAUAAAACGAGUGCGAAGAAAAGAAUAUAAGCAAGCACAGGGCUGAGCUAUAGAGGGGCCUCGAAGGGGUUGCAGACCCCAAAAAUGCAUUAAAUGUUUACAAAUUCAGCCAAGAGCAGCUUUGGUUGCACUUAACAGUACUCCGGCUGUACUGGUGUUAUCUUAGUAUUAUCAGGUUGCACUUUUGGAUAGUAUGUGUACAUAGCGCUGAAGUCAGGGUUAGGUAUAGGAUCAGUCUGAGGUGUGUUUAGGAUUAGAGUCAGGAUUAAAUCAGGGUUUAAUGUAGCAUUUGAUAUUUAAGACUUAGCUUUGAAACCUUCCAAAAUUCCAUUACACAGUCUGGUUUUUUCUUUUAUAAGUAUAUAUGAUCCAAGCCAAAGCACUAAAAAGAACAAAGAGGAAAAUACUGGUCUUCCUAAAGCUCAAUACACAUUUCCGAAAAAAAAAAGUGUUUACAUUUUAGAAUUAUGUUGCAAAAAUGUUGUUUAUUCUGUUCAGUUUAAUUAAAUAGUGCCAGUUGACAGCAGAAGCCAUCUCAAGGGGUUUUAUGUUGUAAGGUGAUGACCCUACAAUAUUCGCAAGAGGACUAUCGAUUUAACAGCAAAACUUGCUUUUAACCUCCAGCGAAACCAUCCUCCCAGAGGUCAACCAUCCACCACAAGCACUCGGAUCGUUUAUCAAAAAAGGGUGCAGGAGAUUGCUUUGAGUUUUAAAUUAUACCUGACUUUACUUCUACCCUUCAGCUUUAAGAUCAAUCCUUAAGGCCAGCGUAUGUCAGGUGUAUUGUGAAGUGUAACCACAGUUUCUUGUUACUUGAGCAGCUCAAAGAUAUUGUGAUAGCUAGCUUGUUCGCUAAGCAUAAGCUGUGUGAGGCUACUGUGAAGAUUUUAGACUUGCUUACAGCAAUCACUUGUACUGAAACUAAAAACAAAAAAACAAAAAAACAAAACAUACCAUAACAAGUGUAAAUCCUGCCUCUCCUGCCAGCAACAUUACACUGAGACCACAUAUUUUUGUACAGACAUCUGUGUAUGAUGAAGAUAAGUGUGAAAUAUUGUCGGAUGUUAUUGGAGGGAAGAAUGUAGCAUGCUGUAGGCUCAUUCACUCUCAAAGCACAAGUUUGAUUAGUAAUGCUGAUGUCAGUACUGGCUGAUCAUAAAAUCAGUCUACACAAUAAUAAAAAUGGCAUUAGCAGAUUUUUGGGGGGCAAACUGUAAAUCAGCUACAUUUUGUCUCUAUUCUAUAUGCUGUGGAUGUAAUCUUUUUAUUCAAUCAAUCAAGAAAUCAGAAGCAAUUCCAUAACAAAGUUUGCAGUGAUAUAUACACGAUACACCACAUCAUAAAUAUUUAUUAGCCUAUGACAAUCAGUACAAAAACAUAGUGCAAACACUCAAAAGACAAUCAAAGCUGGAAGUAGAGGUAAAUAACUGUGAAGUUAAUGCAACACUGUCAAUACAACAGCAAUGGCUUUAACAAAUGUGCAUGACCAAAACAAGCUGCUACAGACAAUCAGCUCCUAUCAGAAAUGAAAUCAAGUAUUGUACAAAAAGCUGUUGCUGUAAUCUGCAGAGUUUGAACCUCUGCUCACUUUCCUCUGACUAUUGGUUUUAUUGAUGCAUCUCAUACGAAAUGUCUUUCGGCCCUUAUUUAUUUGUGUUUUCACUCGUUCACACAAGUCCUUUGUGUUGUUUUUGUUGUUGUGUGUUGUGUUAGUACUGUAUAGCUACCAAGAGUCAACCCUUUUGUGAAGGCCUUGGAUCCCUUUAAUGAAAAUUAAACU
Messenger RNA from Maylandia zebra (zebra mbuna), 3049 nucleotides. It is a transcript of the gene mmp25b, whose product is annotated as matrix metallopeptidase 25b. NCBI's taxonomy places the organism in Eukaryota, Metazoa, Chordata, Actinopteri, Cichliformes, Cichlidae. Gene Ontology annotation, biological process: extracellular matrix organization; anatomical structure development; proteolysis. Gene Ontology annotation, cellular component: extracellular matrix. Gene Ontology annotation, molecular function: metalloendopeptidase activity; DNA-binding transcription factor activity, RNA polymerase II-specific; zinc ion binding. The record is from RefSeq and is a predicted model, not a curated record.